Molecule: messenger RNA, 2116 nt
Organism: Plodia interpunctella (Indianmeal moth)
Lineage: Eukaryota; Metazoa; Arthropoda; Insecta; Lepidoptera; Pyralidae
Gene: Pex11ab
Product: Peroxin 11a/b
Exons: 3
Coding region: 365-1081 (238 amino acids)
Biological process (GO): peroxisome fission
Cellular component (GO): peroxisomal membrane
Source: RefSeq, a predicted model, not a curated record
AUAAGUCUUGUCAAAAUCAUCGCAAUCAAAGAGUGAAAUGAAAAUGGAACACAAUCGCACUUCACGAUUAUACAAUACACGCAUGUGUGGGCACACAAUGUUUGCUAUAGGUACCUAGGGUACCUACCUACCUACUACCUAACCUACAAUACCAAAACGUCAGUCAGUUUAGCUUGUUUUUGUAAACAAGCGAAUGAAUAAAUUAAUGAAUCAAAGUUCAAAAGCAGUGUUUCUACAUUGUUGAUCUUUGACUUUAAUGGUAACAAGUAAAAAUAAUAGGUAACAAGAAUAAAAUAAAGGAUAACAAGAAGAAGACAAUUCGUUUUCUGAUAUUGAGUGAAAUAUAUGUGAUUUUACAAUCGCAAUGGAUGUUAUUAUAAAAGUUAAUAACCAAUCAAACGGAAGGGACAAAUUGGCAAGAUUAAUUCAAUACACAAGUCGUCUUGUAUGGCAUCAAUUAGAAACAAGAAAUGCAAACAAGUAUUCUGUUGAUAGAAUCAAAAAUUUAGAGAGUAAUCUUGGGUCAUUCAGAAAAAUAUUGCGGUUGGGAAGGUGUAUAGACAUCUGCUAUACAGCUCUAGAUAGCAUGAAUAUUGAAGACCCUAUUUUAAGACUUACAUUGACAACAAGUAAACUGGCUCACGCAUUAUACUUAUAUGCAGACCACAUUGUUUGGUUAACAAGAAGUGGAUUCUUAAAAACCGAUUCUGAUAGUUGGAACCGAACCGCUAAUAAAUUCUGGUUGCUCUCCAUUAUUGCCAACUUAACAAGAGACUUUUAUGAAAUUUUACAGAUAUUAGAACUUAACAAAUCAACAUUUUUAAAGCCAUCAGAAUUACUAAAUGUAUCUGCUAGGCAUUUUGACAUGUCAUCAAGUGUGAAACAUAUUUAUGCAUUGGUAAAUUGCCACAAAGAUGUUUUUAUUGAUACUGUGAAAAACUCUUGUGACCUGUUUAUUCCGUUGACUGCAUUAGGGUUUAUGAAGUUGAGUCCAAGUGCAGUUGGUACUCUCGGUGCAUUGUCUUCCAUUGCUGCUCUUGUAACUCUUGUCAAACCGAUAACUAAAAUAGUACCUUCUUAAAACAAGAAAACGCAAAUACUGUCAGGACACAACAUGAAAGUAUUGAAUUUUUCUCUGGCUGAGUAGAUGCAUGUGUUGCAUUUCCAUACAGAAAAGUGCACUCUUUAUGAAGAAUCAUGAGUGUGAUGUGUGGGGCUCAGCUCAUAGCUUUCUUUGCAACAGACAUAUGUAGUCUUAAUUUUUCUGAUUUAUUUUUGGUCUAGUUUUACUUGGUGAAGGAUAAAAUGGCAAAGUUUUUUACUGUUCAUACAUACAUAUCUAGUACAGAUUUAAGUACAUUAUUUUGUUGGUUAUUGUUAUUUUAAUCGGUGGCUUUUGUUUAUUGUUGUUAUUUUUGUAAUAAUUUUAAUUAAGUACUUUAUAAUUAUACAAAGAACCAAUCAAUGUAGAAUGUUGCGAAUUUUUUGAAAAUUUAUUUAGCUUUUUGGCGCCUACUCUACUCCCCGUACACUAAUUUUAAUUUUCGCAAAUACAUACAUAAAUCAAUAAAAAUUUGAGGUGGGUGCUUAUGUGCGGGGGAACAUUAAGUUUUCGCUUUUUUGUUGAUCUAUGCUUAUGCUGAAAGACUAAUUUUUACAUCAAAUGACGAUGCUCUCCAAAGUAUGAAUAAAAUUAAUGUCAUAAUUUUCAAUAUUGUCUACAUACAGAAGUGUAAUUUUGCAUUUCAGUGGCUUUGUGUGUAAAAAAUAUUGAAUUUUUCAAAUGUUUUUUGAUUGCUUGAAUGGAAAAAAGAAUAAAAAUCUUACAUAGAAUAACUUAAUAUAAUAUUACAACAAUAUUUCAUAAUUUAUAUUAUAAUUAUUGUAAUAUUAUAUUUAUUAUAAAUUAAAUAAUUCUGAAAUAUUCUUUCAUUUCUGAUCAUAAUGUGUUCUUUCAGCAUUAUCCAUUUGAAUUGCUUAUUACCAGUACAUUUACGUACACAGUCACAAGCACAAUGAUCAAUGAUGCAUGACUGUUUUUUUACAAUUAUUAUCGCGUAAAAAUGUUUAUUUUAUUAUAAAUUGCAUGAUAAAUAAGACUAAUAAUUUCAUAGAA